Messenger RNA from Mesorhabditis belari, 1281 nucleotides. Lineage: Eukaryota; Metazoa; Nematoda; Chromadorea; Rhabditida; Rhabditidae. The record is from the annotation of a GenBank genome assembly.
AUGGCUGAAGAUUCGUGGAUCCAUUUUUGUAAUGGAGAGAAAGUCGUUUUCGAGAAUCAAGAGAUCGCAAUUUUCCCUAGCAUCGAAAGCAUGACUCUGUGCCGUAAGAUCGCUAGUUUCAGAGACAAAAAUAAUAACAAAAAGGGCUUCAUGCUUUAUAACUUGGAUCACUUGGUGAAAAGAUUUGAGCUUUGGAAAGAGGAAUUCCCGAUGGUUGAGCCAUUUUAUGCGACCAAAGCCAAUAACGAUCCGGUGAUUCUGCGAAUUCUCACUGCGUUUGGGUGCUCGUUUGAUUGCGCGAGUCAGAAUGAAAUCGAUUUGUUGAUCAAACUGGGAGCAAGCCCAUCACAGAUCAUUUUCGCUCAUCCCGCCAAAACAGAAGAGUCCAUUUUGUUUGCUAAAGCGCAUGAUGUGAAACUCUUGGUUGUGGAUUCAGUUGAGGAGUUGCUAAAACAGAGCCGUUUAUUUCCUGGAUCGAAAUCUGUUAUUCGAAUCUCAGCCUCAAGUUCUCAAUCAAUCUCUGACUUGAGCGUUAAAUUUGGUGCCGAUCCAGAAGAGGAGGCACCUGAAAUUAUCAAGAUUGGGGCGAAAGAAGGGAUAAAUAUUCAUGGAAUCAGUUUCCAUGUCGGUACAGGCUGUGAGGAUCCAGCGGCGAUUCCGAGAGCGCUGCGAGCUGUAAAGAAGUUGAUUUUGAUGGGUCGAGAAGCUGGACAUGAGAUGAAACUCGUCGAUAUUGGUGGAGGUUUCAAUGGGUACAAUGAUCAGAAAUUUAGAGAGUGUGCUGCUGGAGCCAGGCCGACAAUCGAAGCGCUCAAAGAAGAGCUUGAUCUGCGAUUCAUUGCAGAGCCGGGCAGAUACAUUGUUGCUCCUUGUGCAAGUAUUUGUGUGAAUGUGCAACUCGGAAAGGAGGUUUCAGCCGCAAAGAUCACGGGAAAUCCAGCCGAUAAGGAUAAACGAGGAAUCGAGUAUUAUAUAACUUCAUCUGUUUUCGGAACAUUUGUUUGUUGUUGGUAUGGAUAUUUGAACUCAGAGGGACGGCCGCUAUUUCCAAAAGGUGGUGAGCAAUUCGUGUCAAGAAUUUGGGGACCAACUUGUGAUUCAAAGGAUCAAAUUGAGACGAACAAAAUGAUGGAACGUUUGGUUUGCGGUGAUUGGAUCUACUAUGAUUUCAAGGGAGCAUACACAACUGUUUAUGAAGCGCCAUUCAACGGUUUCCCCCAUCCAGAACAUUUAUUCGCUUCUUCGGAGAAAGUUUGGGAUCGUAUUAAAGAAACUCUACUG